Messenger RNA from Cuscuta campestris, 932 nucleotides. The record is from the annotation of a GenBank genome assembly. Lineage: Eukaryota; Viridiplantae; Streptophyta; Magnoliopsida; Solanales; Convolvulaceae.
UUUUCUCACCAAAUCUCAUGCACUUAUUACACUUUAGUUUUUUCUUAACUUCAUCAACUGUUUCUUGAAAUUCCCCUGAGAUGAAAUGGGGACUCUGUCAUCUGAGACAUCAUCUUACCUUAUCUGUGAUGACGAGAAGGGGGGCGGGGCGAAGUGGACCCGGGAGGAGAACAAGAGGUUUGAGGAAGCACUUGCCCUGUUUGAUGAUGAGAACAGUCCAGACAGGUGGUACAAUGUGGCGGCCAUGUUGCCUGGGAAAACUGUGAGUGAUGUUUUGAGACAGUACAGAGAGUUGGUGUCUGAUGUUCUUGACAUAGAGGCCGGCGUUGUCCCGUUGCCCAGGUACCAAACUCCCACCCAUUCCUUCACAUUGGAGUGGGUGGACAACGUGGGCUACGAGUACUACAAGCAAUUCAUGAGCGGGAGGAGGAGCGGUUUGAACCGCGCUUCUGAUCAUGAAAGGAAAAAGGGGGUGCCCUGGACCGAGGAUGAACACAGGCAAUUCCUGCUGGGGUUAAAGAAGUAUGGGAAAGGAGAUUGGCGAAACAUCUCGCGCAAUUUUGUGACAACGAGGUCUCCGACUCAAGUUGCAAGUCAUGCACAGAAGUACUUCAUUAGGCAGCAUUCGGGAGGGAAGGAUCGAAGGCGAUCAAGCAUACACGAUAUAACAACAGUCAAUCUCCCAGAAACCAUGUCCCCUUCCCAAGACAACAACAAAUGUCCUCAAGACAAACAAACCCCUCAAGAACAACCUGCGAAGGGGAAUGGAAUGAGACUCAAUUUGCGGCACGAUGGCCUUGUUGAUGCCCCUUUUGAGGGGAACUCUUGGUUUUAGCUAUUUUGAUUUGGAACACAUCGAUUCAGAUCGAUUGGAUCGUUUGGGAGCAUUUUUUUUGAAAGACAAAUUGAAGGAUUAAACGUUGGCAAAGGUC